Eurytemora carolleeae is the source of this 1552-nucleotide messenger RNA. Its product is annotated as tubulin alpha-3 chain-like. The transcript has 3 exons. The coding region runs from base 103 to 1449 and encodes 448 amino acids. Gene Ontology annotation, molecular function: GTP binding; structural constituent of cytoskeleton. The record is from RefSeq and is a predicted model, not a curated record. Gene Ontology annotation, biological process: mitotic cell cycle; microtubule cytoskeleton organization. NCBI's taxonomy places the organism in Eukaryota, Metazoa, Arthropoda, Copepoda, Calanoida, Temoridae. Gene Ontology annotation, cellular component: cytoplasm; microtubule.
AAGAGAGAGGGGGGGGUAUAGGAUCCAAAAAGAUUAUCAUAUUCUCAUUCCUCAGUUAUCGUUGCUCUGCCACCUAACUGGUAUCUGCAGCAAACAUUCAAAAUGCGUGAAUGUAUCUCCGUACAUAUUGGACAAGCCGGUGUCCAGAUUGGUAAUGCUUGCUGGGAACUCUACUGCCUUGAGCAUGGAAUUCAGCCUGAUGGACAUAUGCCAUCAGACAAGGCCUUCGGAGAUGAUUCCUUUACAACCUUCUUCUCUGAGACUGGAGCAGGAAAACAUGUUCCAAGAGCUGUAUUUAUUGAUCUUGAACCAACUGUAAUUGAUGAAACACGAUGUGGAACAUAUCGUCAGCUGUUCCAUCCAGAACAGCUGAUCAAUGGUAAAGAGGAUGCUGCCAAUAACUACGCUAGAGGUCACUAUACUAUUGGCAAGGAGGUUGUAGAUCUAGUUCUAGACAGGAUUAGAAAACUGGCAGAUAUGUGCACUGGACUUCAGGGUUUCCUUCUCUUCCAUUCCUUUGGAGGAGGAACUGGAUCAGGGUUUACUUCCCUUCUCAUGGAAAGACUCUCUGUGGAUUAUGGGAAGAAAUCUAAACUUGAGUUUGCAGUAUAUCCUGCUCCUCAAGUUGCAACUGCUGUUGUUGAACCCUACAAUGCCAUCCUUACCACCCAUACUACUCUUGAGCACUCAGAUUGUGCUUUCAUGGUUGACAAUGAAGCUAUCUAUGAUAUCUGCCGUAGAAACCUGGAUAUUGAGAGACCAUCCUAUGCCAACCUAAACCGUCUGAUUGGACAGAUCGUAUCUUCAAUCACUGCUUCUCUCAGGUUUGACGGAGCUCUCAAUGUUGAUCUAACUGAGUUCCAAACCAACUUGGUUCCAUAUCCUAGAAUCCAUUUCCCCUUGGUUACCUAUGCUCCUGUCAUCUCCUCUGAGAAAGCCUACCAUGAACAGAUUACUGUCGGAGAAAUCACCAACGCAUGCUUUGAACCUGCAAACCAGAUGGUUAAAUGUGAUCCUAGGCAUGGAAAGUAUAUGGCCUGCUGUCUUCUGUAUAGAGGAGAUGUAGUACCCAAGGAUGUAAAUGCUGCUAUUGCAACCAUCAAAACUAAGAGAAGUAUUCAGUUUGUUGACUGGUGUCCCACAGGGUUCAAAGUUGGUAUCAACUAUCAGCCUCCUACUGUAGUUCCUGGUGGAGAUCUUGCCAAGGUUCAGAGAGCAGUCUGCAUGCUUUCUAACACCACAUCUAUUGCUGAAGCCUGGGCAAGGUUGGAUCACAAGUUUGAUCUGAUGUAUGCUAAAAGAGCUUUUGUUCAUUGGUAUGUAGGAGAAGGUAUGGAGGAGGGUGAGUUCUCUGAGGCUAGAGAAGAUCUUGCUGCUCUUGAGAAGGAUUAUGAAGAGGUUGGACUAGACUCUGUUGAUGCUGAGGGUGGAGAUGGAGAUGAAUACUAAAAUAAUCUGGUCAAACUGGAAAAUACAACAAACUUGAAGUUUUCUUUUCUAAAUUUACAUAAAAUUUAAUUUUCAAUAAAUUUACAAGCGAUUCGGAAAAAAA